AGUCGGAGAGACCGAACGAGCGUUAGACGUGAUUCUUGAGGUUGCGUCCAACCGUUCGCUUGUGUGAUGUGCUGUUAAAAUGUUAUCAUAGUUCUGUAAAACAACUGUAGCGAGUUACACGCAAACCCAUAGAUUACUAUAAAUGGAAGUUCCAGCAGCUGGUCUCGCCUGACCAGAGCUAGUGUGAUAUCGCAACCUUGGAAAAAGGGCAAAGAAACACGGAAAUGUCGAGUUCUGGUAAUACUUGAUAAAAUAUUUCGAUUAGCCGUUAUGUUUUUGUAGCGAAUAAGUAAGCUUUCUAUUAUUAAGUAGUAAUUAGUGUUUAAAGUAAAAUUGCCUUGCUAAAGGAUUGGCCGGCAGCAGAGUACCCUCCAGUACAUUCAUGACCCACAUUGUACGGUUUUGGCCAUGAAUCAUGCUUACACGCAAGCUCAUUCACCAGCAAAGUUCUCCCUCGAUCCGCAAAAGGCGCGCGAAAAUGCUUAUCAGUGGGUGAGGAAAGGUGGCCAUCCACGCGACAUUGUAGUUCGGAUGCGCUUUUUACCUGUUGCAUUUUUUUCCCCCGUCCAACCGGUCCUGUACGUGCGUGACGUUGCGAGAACCUUCAAGACACACAGGCUGGGCUCUACACGCGCCACUUACGGGGAGUGUAUGUGUGAGUGGAGCAACAGCCCUUAUCUUAUCAGCCGUGAGUGCAUUGAGUGAAAGGGAAGAGCACAGGAGCAAGAGGGUUUGAAGCUGUCCGAAUGCAUCCGUGAUGCAGCCUCGACUCUCUGUUUACCCCCGACGUGAUCGCGCCCGUUGAUCCGCAGGUACUGGCGCGGCGGCGGCAGCUGCGGCGGUCUGUGCCUGUUCGUACCUGUUUGAAUAUUUUGCCCCGUGCUAGCGACUGCUCUCGAUCCAGUGUGUAACGAUUCGUCUUCCAGCGCGCAGCAAGCGGCCUCGAUCACGCCACACCGUUCAUCCGUUCAGUUCAGUGAAAUACCACCCGCCCUCUCUACUAUCUAGAACCCCAGGAGUGUUGCCAUUAAACUGCCACGCGUACGUGCACCCCGUCACAAAGUGUCUGACCCGUGGCGGAAAGUUCAAAGUGAAUCAAUAAUUAAUCGUCAAAACAUAAAGGAACAAGCAAAAAAAGACCCUUUACUACCGCGAUUAGCACACGAUUCCUCUAAGUGAAAACGAAUCUCUUCCCUUAUCGCCGAAACGCCGACGCGGCUACCCGAAACGGCCGUUUCACCGAAAAAGCCUAUGAAGUUGUGCGGCACGUGGCGAUCGCGCUCCAUCGCACUUUCCAUCCAGCAAUCGCAGUGUGCAGACGGGUGUGCUGAGGUCUGAGGAGUCGGCUCCGGCGGCGACAGCUAAGUCUGGCUGGUGCAUCUCGUCUGUCCCGGCGGGCCACCACCCCCACCCGUGGUAGUCGGUGUCUGGAGCGCAUCGCGGCACGAGCAUGCGCAAGGAGCAGCUGGCCUACGCAGAUGACAAUUUUGCACCGCUGGCGUAGGGUGCCAACGCGGGAACCUCCUUAGGUAGGCGGCCUACUGCGCUUCCCUAACACCCGUUCGACGCUGCUUUUCCAACCAACCACCUAGUGCCGACGAUUACUAGACCAACGCAAGAGUGUCAAUCCAUCUCGAACCGAAUCGACGCUGCUUUCCCGAAUACAAUCUUCAAUUCCGCCGCCUCCUCUAUGGGCUAAGGGUUUGCGGGCCAGCGAAGGCACCGCUGCAGGCUCCCGACAUCCUUAUAUUGUUGCCAACCUUCCACCCCUCCCAGCCAGCAAUGUAUCAGGCCGCGCGCACCGUUGCGGCGUCGAGCUCGAGCCGGCUGCACUCCCCCGUUGCCUGGAGCCGCAAGUCCGUGCAGGAGGGCUACUACGAUCUCGAGGCGGGCGAAACGGAACGAACGCCCCUGCUGUACGUGCGGGACAAUGGACGCUACCGGGCGAAGAGCCUGCACCGUGCCAACGAUCCGAACCGGGUGCAUCCAGUCGCGCUGGGGCUGAUGGUGGCGCUGCUCGUCUUCCUGCUGAUCGGUGUCGUGAUCGGCGUCUAUCUGCUGCUGCUGACGGUUCAACGGCCCUGGCCCGUAUCGCAUCCGUUCUUUUUGGUCGAGCGACCCGCCUGGUGGCAGUAUCCGGUGGCGCUCGAGGCGGCCACCCUCGACCGGCUCGCCGUUACGAACGUGAUCGUGCUGCACACCGACUCGGAGGAUUGUCUGGAUCAGGAGCGCUGUGUGCGCUACCUGCAAAACACCGAGCGGAGCUGCUGGGCGGCACGGCGUGACCACAUCCCGUACAACUUCUUGAUCGGCGGGGACGGUGUGACGUACGAGGCGCGCGGCUGGAAGAGUCAGCACGGGUUCGUCGAUCUGCCCGGCCGCAACACAACGCUCGUGGUGGGCAUGAUCGGCAACUUCACCGACCGUCAACCGGCGGAAGUACAGUACGCCGAGCUGAAGGCUUUCAUCACCGAGUCGAUCCGGCGGCUUAGCCUCUCGCCCCAGUACCACCUGCACGGAGCAGUCAAUGCAACGCGACCCUCGCGAGACGGUACAAUCGCGCUGUACAGUCAGCUGGAGCGAUGGCCACACUGGAAGGGGUUCGUCGCUCGCGACCUACCCUGAUCAUCGUUUGCGCCAUUUUCGGACACCGCGGAAGUAAACUGCGCUGCGCUUUCUGUGGGACAUAUUUUAUUAGGCCAAAAAGCUGUGUAGAGGUUUUCCUUGUACCCGAUAGGCUCACAAGUACAUCUCCGUGUCGUUCUUGCCAUAUACAUAUAUAUUCUGAGCAUCUUCCUUUGUUUUGUGAGUGUGUGGUCCCACUAAAAUCAACCUAAGUCCGCGGGUAUGGGCCCGUUCGGGUAGCUCUAAAAGUAUUACAUUGUGCCUAAUGCUAGACGCCAUUCGGUGGCGUGCCUUAUACGUUUCGUGGCCAGAAAGCGCACUCGAAUACACACUCGAAAAACUUCACUCACUUAAGGAAAAAAAGUAGGGAAAUUAACAAAACAUGGGGGCGAUAAGAAAAACACUGUGAAAAUAGUAUAAAAAAACCAACGAAACGAUAAAAAGAAAAAAGAGGAAAAUACACAAAAAACAAAGAAGUUUAACAGCUACCAA
This is a messenger RNA of Anopheles gambiae (African malaria mosquito), 3117 nucleotides long. Its product is annotated as peptidoglycan-recognition protein SB2. The coding region runs from base 1783 to 2625 and encodes 280 amino acids. The record is from RefSeq and is a predicted model, not a curated record. NCBI's taxonomy places the organism in Eukaryota, Metazoa, Arthropoda, Insecta, Diptera, Culicidae. Gene Ontology annotation, biological process: peptidoglycan catabolic process. The transcript has 4 exons. Gene Ontology annotation, molecular function: N-acetylmuramoyl-L-alanine amidase activity; zinc ion binding.